AGCAACAUUUGAAUUGUUAUAAAUUUAUAACUUGAUAUAAAAAAUAGAAAAAAAAAAUGUCGACAAUAGUACAAAAUUCUAAAACUAGUUCCGGAACGGUUCCCUCAACCGUCGCAGUUAUUCAACAACUAUCGUCAAUAUCGCUUAUGCUUGAAUACGAUAUUGAUAAUACACUAAACUCAAUCAAAGAAAGUGGAGUAAAUCUUUUAAAAAUGAGUGACGAAAAAGAUGCAGAAGUGCCAAGUUCCAGUUCGCCAGAAACAAAUACCGACGACAUUAAACCCGAGCUGCCACCCACACCACCAGCCACACCAACUUUAGAGAGUAACGCUCGCAAGCGUUGGAAGCUUUUAGCAAAAGUGUUAUUGAAGGAUGGAGAUGAAACUGUAACCACUUCAACUGAUGACCUAGACGAGCAAUCAGCCUCAGUACGUCGUUUUAAGACAUUUGACUUGUUACGCCAGGGUAGUUUUGAAGACGAAGUGGCUCUAAAGUGUUUGAGUAACCCAGAAAAUUGGUACAAAUAUCGUGUUGCAUUAGGUGACUCAACGCAGCAGGAGUACUUCGUAAAUAUUUACCAGGCUCCACGACAAUGGUCUGCCAGUGACUUAAUGGGCUUUAACAAUACGGGUAAUAUAUGUGUUUGGCCUUCCGAAGAAGCGCUUACAGUAUAUGUACUGUCACAACUUGAAUCAUAUGAAGGCAAAUAUAUUCUUGAACUUGGUGGCGGUUUCACUUGUCUCACUGGUCUAAUGUUGUCGAAGUAUGCUAAACCUUAUGCUGUACAUUUAACAGAUGGUAACGAAUUUUCGGUGCAAAAUGUAAAGAAAACGCUUUGUCUAAAUGAACUCUCAUGUUACACGAAAUGUUCUGUACUUAAAUGGGAAGAUAAAGAAGUUCGUUCGCCAAUUGAGGAAGGCAAGUUUGAUAUCAUAUUAUCGGCAGAUUGUUUAUUCUUUGACGAAACACGUGCGGCUCUAGUGGACACAAUUUGGUAUUAUUUGUCAAAUGAAGGCACUGCUUUAAUUAUGGCUCCUAGACGAGGCAAAACUCUUACACAGUUUAUUGAUGAGUGCUAUGUCAAAGGGUUUCAAGCAGUUUUGUUUCAGAGAUAUAACGAAGAUAUCUGGCGUAAACAUAUUGCUUUGCGAAACUCAGAUUUCUAUGAUGAAGAUCUCCACUAUCCUGUACUGUUGCAUAUAUCAAAGAAGCCUUCAUACCUCCACUGAAGGAAAUAAAUUAAUUAUUUAUAAAUUAAUUAUUAAUUCAAUUCUAAAUGCUGUAUUUACCUAAAAUCAAUUAUUUCUUUGUCCUAAAAAUUCCAUGCCUUAUUCCGGACUAAAGUCACCUGUAAUAAAACGUUUAACUUAUUUACAUUCAGCAAAACCUA
Molecule: messenger RNA, 1390 nt
Organism: Teleopsis dalmanni
Lineage: Eukaryota; Metazoa; Arthropoda; Insecta; Diptera; Diopsidae
Product: calmodulin-lysine N-methyltransferase
Exons: 1
Coding region: 57-1229 (390 amino acids)
Cellular component (GO): cytoplasm
Molecular function (GO): calmodulin-lysine N-methyltransferase activity
Source: RefSeq, a predicted model, not a curated record